Molecule: messenger RNA, 1182 nt
Organism: Somion occarium
Lineage: Eukaryota; Fungi; Basidiomycota; Agaricomycetes; Polyporales; Cerrenaceae
Source: the annotation of a GenBank genome assembly
GAGAACGCUCUCGAAACUUUACCACAAUCUCACUGAAAUGAGAGCUCAACGUUAUUCGUCUCGUUUCUCUCAACAAGCUGCACACUCGACGCGGACUUGAACUCAAGCAGUGCAGUCAACCUUAAAUACGACAAUGUCAGACUUCGUCCUGCGAGAAGCACCUUCCGAAACGUCACCUCGCGUGAAGCCACAACCGAAAUCUGGUUCUUCUGCAAUCCCCGUUCCUUUCGAAUACACUCCAAGUGACGAUGGCACGGACGAGAACUUGCUUAUUCUUCUUCAUGGACUUGGUGAUACUCAUGCGCCCUUCGCGAAGCUUGGUCGCCAAUUGAAGCUACCACAGACAGCGACCUUGGCGUUAAGAGCGCCAGAGCAGAUUCCACUUCUAUACGAACAAGCCUUCCAAUGGUAUACUUCCUUCGAUCCUCUAGGCGAACUCAUCGAUAGGCCCAAUCCCACUCCAGCUCUGGAACUCCUAUCUAAAGUAGUCAAGCAUCUUACGGAAGAUUGCAAAUGGCCUCCGCAGCGCAUACAUUUCUUCGGGUUUUCACAAGGUGGAACUGUCGCAGCGGAGUUUGGCUUGAAGUGGUGGAAGGAGGAGUGGGGGAAGCGAGUCAGGUGGGAGAAGGAGAGGGACACACAGCAGACGAAGGGAAGCCAGAAUACGGAGCCAGAAUAUACCCCUAGGACUCUGGGGUCUAUUGUCACCGUAUCAGGCCCUCUGAUCUCUUAUCCUACACUCACGCAGCCAUGCACAACACCACUAUUUCUAGUGCACCGUCCCGCACCUUCACCGGAGGCCUUACCAUCCAGUGCAAUCGCCGCUUUCAAGAAGGGGUAUGGCCACUUUGUCGAGGUGAAGCUGAGUGCUAGAGGCCAGGGUAUGCCGUCAGGGAAAGAAGAGAUGGAGCCGGUCAUGAAGUUUUGGAGUGAACGUCUGAGUCGGAGACAGGUUGAGGGGCUGUACGAGGUCGUGAGUGGUGCAGCACCGAUAUGACUAGCAGCCAAGGAGUCUUCUAUGCGGUAUGGUUCAACUGUUAUAUGUUAUCUCAUUCGUCGAGUCCCUUCUGCGUUAAUGGCAAGCAUUCAUUGAAUUCCGUAGCUGGAAAUUGGAACAAGGGCAACUCACGGAUGGCUGAGAAUACGUGUGCUCUACGAACCUACCAUAGGUAUUCCGUUACC